This is a messenger RNA of Trypanosoma brucei brucei TREU927, 1686 nucleotides long. RefSeq lists its product as hypothetical. The transcript has a single exon. The record is from RefSeq and is a predicted model, not a curated record. The coding region runs from base 1 to 1686 and encodes 561 amino acids. Lineage: Eukaryota; Euglenozoa; Kinetoplastea; Trypanosomatida; Trypanosomatidae.
AUGCGCUCUCAAUCAACGGUGUUGAGUGAGGACCUGAAGGGCAUGUUGGAACAGCUCCGCGAGGCAGUUCGUAGAGAGAAGUGUGGCGCCUCUGCUUUUGUUUCCGAUGAUGGUAACCGCACUGGGAACUCUAAGUGUGGCGAAAAUUUUCCAGACGACGGAUGCCCUCGCGUAGCUUUUCUGAAGUGCGAGUCGGCCCCAUUGCAGAGUACCAGCGUUGCAUUGGCGGUUGCUCCGAGCACUGAUGUGCGGUUGGCGCGCAAAGGCGAUGACAACAGCAGUAGCAGUAGUUAUGAAAACCCGCCAUCAUCAGGAAGGGACCGCUCGCGACUCACUUUGUUCUCUCAAAGUAAUUUCUGCAGUGCUGCCGUCGCGACGCCGGCAAAGUUCACCAACGUCGUCGAUUCGACACCGUGUUCAGUGAAGCCCGCUGGUGAUGGGAAGGCCGGCGUGGGGGACAACCCCAGUGUCAGCAGCAGCGCCAGCGACAAUGAUAACAGCGGUAGCAUCUUGAAGCAUAUCGAGGUACUUCGUUCCGGUUUCGCAGACUUAUGCGGGGCUGUUCGGGAGGACUUGCAUGCUCUUCACGCACGGGUGGAUGACCUUCAGCGACAGCAGAAACGACAGCAAUCAAUGUUGGAUGAUCUCGCGCGGCAACAACCCACGUGGGCGCGUGACGGUGGCAGCUCAGGUGAAGCAAGUUCACCCGUAGUGUAUAAUGAGGUUGUAGCCGAGCUCCAGCAAUAUAUCGUUGACACGGUACAUAGAGUAGUGCGGCAGCAGCCACGCACCACGUGGGUCGGUGGUGCUAAAUGCGGCGAAGCUUCGGGGAAACGUCACCGGUCUACCCUUUGCAGUCCGCUAGCCAACGCUUCUCCCGUCGAUGAAAAGUGCGGUGACAACACCGUAGCCUCAGUCGGCACUGCCACUCUGGGUGGUUGCACGCCCGACAGGCAUGAAGUCGCGCUGAAGCAACAUGUCCACUCUGUCGUUCGAGCUGUUUUAAACGAAUUCGGCUUUCCUGUGUGCGUGUCGGAGCUCGUUGAGCGGCAGAAGUCGCAGCAGCGGGAGAUGAGGGCAAUGAAGCGUGAAUAUCACCAGCGCUGUACGGCGGUAGAGGAGAAGCUGCGCCUCACGCUUGCAGCUGCCGAGUCUACCCACCUCAAGUCGCAUGAGUUUCGCACUAGUGUUUUUGUGGAAGAGUUUGAGACGCCAGCCGGGACGGAGGCAGCAGCAAGCGCCCCACAACCUCAGGAUAACCAACCACAACAACAUCAAAGCAGUUCUUCCUUUCCGUUGCACCCUCCGCCUGCACAGACAAGCUCCGCAGAGGCCGCCGGUGAUACAGGGACCGCUUCACAGAAGCAUCUGUUGGAUGUUCUUAUGCGACGCAUUCAACGUGUUACCGACGCUUACGAGGAGAGAUGCCUUCAGCGCGUCAACUUAGAGGCUGUGCAACCGCUUGCAGAACACGUGCGGCGGCUCAUGUCGGCCCACCAGUCGAUGAUUGACACCAUUGUGGAGAGCCGCUGCGACCAGCUUGAUGGGCGCAUUAGCAGUGCCAUACAACAACAGCAGAUGCAGCUGAAGGAGCUACGGUCAAAGCUCAGUGGACUGCGUGUUGAUGUUCACUCUGCUCUGAAAGAUUUGAGCGAAAAGCUUAAUGUGGCAUGUCCGGGGUUGUGA